AUGGUAAAAGAGACCAAACUGUACGACUCGCUGGGCGUAAGCCCGACAGCAACCCAAGAUGAGAUCAAAAAAGCCUACCGAAAAGCCGCUCUGAAAUGGCACCCGGACAAGAAUAAGGACAAUCCGCAAGCCGCUGAGAAGUUCAAAGAAGUAUCCCAAGCCUACGAACUCCUCUCCGACCCCGAAAAGCGCAAGAUCUACGACCAAUACGGCCUCGAAUUCGUGCUGCGCGGCGGUGCUCCACCCCCCGAGGGCGGCUUCGACCCCAGCGGUGCCGGCGGCAUGCCCUUCGGCGCUGAGAGCUUCCCCUUCUCCAGUAUGGGCGGCGGUGGUGGCCCAGGCGGGGCAAGGACGUUCCACUUCUCGACCGGCGGCGGUGGCGGCGGGUUCAACUUCUCGGACGCGGGCAGCAUAUUUUCAGAGUUUAUGAGGGCGCAGAGCGGUGGUAUGGGUGGAGGAGGGGGAAUGGGAGGGGGGAUGGGGGGCCCUGAUGAUGACCUCGCGGGGCUUUUCGGCGGGGGUGGGGGCUUUGGGGGGAUGGGUGGUGGGAUGGGCGGAAGGCCUGGAGCGGGACGGUCGGCGUCUUCAAGGUUUGGGGAGGGACUGAAUGGUGGCGCGGGAAGAAGACAUGCAACACCUGAGGUGACCGUGCUGGAGAAGCCGCUCCCGGUGUCCCUCGAGGAGCUGUAUAACGGCACGACGAAGAAGAUGAAGAUCAAGCGCAAGACGUACGACCAGGCGACCGGGAAGCAGAGCACGCAGGAUCGGAUCCUCGAGGUGCCGAUCAAGAAGGGCCUGAAGGCGGGAAGUAAGAUCAAGUUCUCGGAUGUAGGUGAUCAGGUUGAGGGCGGGACGCAGGAUUUGCACUUUGUUGUUCAAGAGAAAGAACACCCCAACUUCAAGCGCGACGGCGACGACAUCCGCACAACCGUGGAUCUUGACCUCAAAGAAGCGCUCACGGGCUGGAAGCGCACCGUGCAGACCAUCGACGGCAAGCAGAUCAACGUCAGCAGCGGCGGACCCACGAGUCCGACUUGGGUAGAGCGGUAUCCCGGCCUCGGCAUGCCGAAGAGCAAGAAGCCGUCUGAACGGGGCGACUUCGUUGUCGGCGUCAAUAUCAAGUUCCCGACGAGCUUGACCGCGGCACAGAAGGAGAAGCUCAAGGAGAUUCUAUAG
Coniosporium apollinis CBS 100218 is the source of this 1176-nucleotide messenger RNA. RefSeq lists its product as uncharacterized. Gene Ontology annotation, molecular function: protein-folding chaperone binding. The coding region runs from base 1 to 1176 and encodes 391 amino acids. Gene Ontology annotation, biological process: translational initiation. The record is from RefSeq and is a predicted model, not a curated record. Gene Ontology annotation, cellular component: cytosol. NCBI's taxonomy places the organism in Eukaryota, Fungi, Ascomycota, Dothideomycetes. The transcript has 4 exons.